Stegodyphus dumicola is the source of this 510-nucleotide messenger RNA. RefSeq lists its product as uncharacterized. Lineage: Eukaryota; Metazoa; Arthropoda; Arachnida; Araneae; Eresidae. The record is from RefSeq and is a predicted model, not a curated record.
AUGGGGAAAAUGUUUGAUAAGAAUCCUGUUAACACCUCUGCAAACUUAAUCACCUCUCUACUGAUAAAAAAUGCAUCAAUUGCUGAUCUGUGGAACUUGGAUAAUCUAGGCAUCAAAGAUCCUGUUGAAAUAAAAUCUAAAGAAGAGACACAUCAAUUAGUUAUGCAACAGUUCCAGCGAACGGUGAGAAGGGAUAAAGAAGGUUGUUACAUCGUGAAGCUGCUUUGGCUAGAACAGGAGAUUCUGAAGGAAAAUAAAUUGGUUGCAGAGCGUAGGUGUGCAUCAACUGCGGAGAAACUUACUAAGGAAGGCAAAUAUGCAGAUUAUGAGGCUGUUUUCCAGGAAUGCUUAGCAGAGAAUAUUACUGAAGAAGUACCACCUGAAGAAGAAAAUAUCCCAUGCCAUUAUUUACCCCAUCGAGGCGUUUUAAAAAAAAACUCCACCACAAGCGUUCGACCUGUUUUCGAUGCUUCAUGUAGCUCCGGUCAUUCUGCGUCACUAAUGUUCUAG